Hypanus sabinus (Atlantic stingray) is the source of this 2649-nucleotide messenger RNA. It is a transcript of the gene coxfa4l3, whose product is annotated as chromosome 28 C15orf48 homolog. Bases 2201 to 2455 code for a protein of 84 amino acids. Lineage: Eukaryota; Metazoa; Chordata; Chondrichthyes; Myliobatiformes; Dasyatidae. The transcript has 4 exons. The record is from RefSeq and is a predicted model, not a curated record.
AGCCAGCAUUUAUUGCCCAUCCCUAGUUGCCCUGGAGAAGAUGGUGAUGAGCUGCCUUCUUGAACUGCUGCAGUUCCUGAGGGUGUAGGUACACCCACGGUGCUGUUAGGGAGGGAACUCCAUGACUUUCACCCAGUGACAAUGAAGGAACGGCAAUAUGUUUCCAAGUUAGGAUGGUAAGUGACUUGUAAGGUGAUUUACAAGUGUUGGUGUUCCCAGAUAUCUACUGUUCUUAUCCUUCUAGAUGGUAGUGAUUGGGGGCCUUAGGAACUUCGGUGUGUUGCUGCAGGCCAUUGUGUAGAUAGUACACACUGCUGAAACUGUUUGUCGAUGGUGGAGGGAUCAGAUGCUGGUGGAAGGUGUACCAAUCAAGUGGGCUGCCUGUACUGGGUGGUGACAAGCUUCUUGAGUGUUGAUGGAGCUGCACUCAUCCGGGUGAUUGGUGAGUAUCCAUUGCACUCCUGAUCUGAGCCCUGUAGAUGGUGGACGGGCUUUGGGGAGUCAGGAGGUGUGUUACAUGCUACAGGAUUCCUACCCUUUGACCUGUUAUGGUAGCCAUGGUGUUUAUAUGGUUAGACCAGUUCAAUUUCCUGUCAAUAGUAACCCCCAGGAUGUUGAUGGUAGGGAUUCAGUGAUGGUGAGACACUGAAUGUCAAGGGAUGAUCUCUUGUGGAGAUGGUCAUUGCCUGGCACUUGUGUAGCUCAAAUGUUACUUGCCACUUGUCAGCCCAAGCCUGGAUGAUUUCCAGGUCCUGCUGCAUUUGGGUAUGAACUGCUUCACUAUCUGAGGAGUCACGAAUGGUGCAGAACAUUGUGCCAUCUCCUGCAAAUAUCCACACUUCUUACCUCAUAAUGGAAGGUCAGUCAUGAAUGAAGCAGCUGAAGAUGGUUGGUCCUAGUACACCUGCACUGAUGAGAUGAUUGACCACAACCAUCUUCCUUUGUGUCAGGUAUGAUUCCAACGGGCAGAGGUUUCCCCCUAAUUCCCAUUGACUUAAAAAGAAAUGUUACCACGUUUCUCAGUCACAGGACUCUGCAAGACUGCCAUCUCUGCCUCACUGGACCACACUAGUUAAACACCCUUAUAGGGAUAAUGUAGGGAAGGACCAUCAGAGCAGAGAGUAGACCCUCUGAGCUCAGAUCCAUGUCCCCUGGAUCACUUAGUGCUGUCUGCCCUGUGUGAACAGUGAGUCCUAAUCCCUGUUCUAGGGACCUGAACUCCUCUGAUUUAUUAUGAUAGAGGGAAACCAUUCAUACAAUAUAGGAGGAGAAUUAGGCCAUUUGACCCAUUGAGUCUACUCCAUUUCAUCAUGGCUGGUCCAAUUUUCCCCUCAGCCCAAAUCUCCCUAAUUCAGCCUGGGUCCUCUCCUCAACCCCCUCAUGUCCACCAACUCUGCCACUAACCACAUUGGAGGAAUCAUUCAGUACGACUUUGGGAUGAGGGAGGAAAAAAUUCCUCCUCUCCCUUCUAAAUGGAUGGUCCUCUAUUCUGAGGAUCUGUCCCCAUAGAAAGCAGCCUCCCCAUGGCCAUUUCAGUAAUCCUCCUGCAAAGGCAGGCCCCGCUUCCUCCAGGGGCUAUCCCAGCUACCAUGUCCGCAAACAUUCAUUAUCCUCUCCUGAUACAGCUGGCCCAGCACUCACACACUUCCAGCUCCAGUCCGCUCAGCCCCAGACAAAAAGAAUUAUGCCCACCAGUUCCUUGCCCCAUUCCAGUCGCAAAGUGUGCUCCUGUUAAUUUCUGGAGCACUUGAAUCAUCAAGGGCCAGGGACUGGGUGGGAUGGCAGAUAUGUGGUGGACCGAAUGGCCUGUUUCUGCUGUCGCUCCCUGCACGACGGCCCCCCCCCUCCUUCCUCCACCCUUCUCCAUCCACGGGUUCAAUUCCCGGCGCUGUCUGUACGUUCACCCCGUGACCGCGUGUGUUUUCUCUCACCGGCUGGCAGGUGAAUUGGUUCUUGUGAGUGAUGAAUGACCGGGGUUAAAUAAACAACACAUCCGCCCGCCCCUGCAGUUCCUCCCGGCGCCGCUGGGGGCGCCACCGCGUGCAUACGUGACCCGAGUCCCGUCCCGUCCCGUCCCGUCACUGAAACUGAAACAGAACCCGGAAAUCGGGCAGAGCACCGGAGCUCAGGGCAGUCCAUCCCUCCGUCCUCGGACUCAGGUGAAGUUGUUGCCGGUUCAGUAAAGCUCCGAGCGGGGAGGAUGCAGUUCUUCUCGUUACUCCGCAAGAGGAAAGAGCUCAUCCCGCUGGUCGCCCUGAUGACCACAGCCGCCACCGUCGGCAUCAGCGCCUGUGUCUACUUCCUCGCCACCAAGACCGAUGUCAUAGUGAACAAGUCGCGGAACCCUACUCCAUGGGAGAACGUGGACCCGACCAAACCGCAAAAGCUCAUCACUGUCAAUCAGAAGUGGGAGCCGGUGGAUGAACUCCAGAUGGUGAAACGCUACACCAAGUGAACUGUUCGCUGAGUCACUGGUAAAUACCGCGCCGAAGAUUGAGAGGGAAGUUUUCUUUCUGAUCGAAACCGUCAGGAACUCCAUGGAAAAGGCGCAGCAAAGGGUCAACCCGCAUAAAGUGUCUAUAUAAAUCAUUACAUUCCUGUUAAAUUAAUUGUAUAGUUAUGAAAAAUUAAAAAAAAACCUAGUUACAA